This is a messenger RNA of Anolis sagrei ordinatus, 3157 nucleotides long. It is a transcript of the gene FUZ, whose product is annotated as fuzzy planar cell polarity protein. Lineage: Eukaryota; Metazoa; Chordata; Lepidosauria; Squamata; Anolidae. Gene Ontology annotation, biological process: vesicle-mediated transport; non-motile cilium assembly. The record is from RefSeq and is a predicted model, not a curated record.
AAGGGGGGGAAAGCGGACUAAAGGGAGGAAUACUUUCCGGGCCACGAUGUGGGAGGAAGCGGGGGGCUCCGUGACGCUGCUGUGCCUCACCGCCAGCAGUGGGGUGCCCCUCUUCUGUAGGAGCCGAGGAGGCCUUGCCAAGCCACAGCUACCAUUCUCUGUGAUUGGCUCCCUAAAUGGGGUUCACAUGUUUGGGUCCAACCUAGAUGUUCUGCUGACAGCUGCCUGUACAGAGAAUAUGCGUGUGAUGUGGAAAGUAUUUCACAACAGUAUCACGCUCAUCGUCUUGUCCUCAGAUGAAGGUACUAGUGACUUCAGCCUUGGGCGACUCCUUGAGAAUAUCUUCAAUGCCAUGGUACUGAUAUUAGGUCUGGAGGAACUGGUAAAUGCCCGUAAUAUCGAACGUCUGAAAAAGGAUCUGAAGGCAUGUUAUAAAUUGAUUGACAGUUUCCUGGAACCAGGCAAAUGCAGUGCUGACUUGACUCAGUGUAUGGAAUGUGCUGUGACACCCUCCAGGGCAGUUCUACAGGAAUGCCUAGAAGCCUUUGCUUCAGCAGCAGAGUCACGCUUUGGCUGCCUGCUUGUGGGCGGACGUGUGCUGUGCGCCACGGAGCAGUGGUGGCAGCUGGCAGCCCAGGAGGCGAUGCUGCUGGUGUGGCUGGUGCAGUCACUUCCUCCCCAUGCCUCCCGUGACCUCCCUGUUUAUCUUCCUCAUGGCAGUCCUACAGUUCCUCACCGCUUCCUGACGUUCCAACUUGUGCCUGGUUUGGAGGUGGUCCUGUUGUGUGGCCCUAAUCCCUCCUUGCAGUGCAUUACUGAUGAGCUAGUGAAGCCAUUUUGGCAACCUCUGCUGGACCUUUUGAAAGCAAGUGCCGGAGCCCCUCUUCAAUGCCUGCCUCCAGGCAUUGUUCUCGCCCCUGAGAUCCUUGGGCUGUUGCUGAUCAACCAAGAUCAGAGAAAAAGUCUAUUUACAGUACAUCCUCAUGGAAGCUGGACUGAAGGAUCUGAAAUGUCCCUGAAGGAUCGGCUCCGUGCCCUCCGCUCCUUCUAUGCCUCAGCCAUUUCAUUGUAUUUUCCCUCUGAGAAGCCAGAAGAGAAUACAACCCCUUUCCAGGAGGACUUUCAAGCUGGCUUCUCUCAUUCCCCUCAGCACUGCUAUAUGGUCUACACCACACACAAGGCUUAUGCAAUCCAUGGGAAACGGCAUCAACUCUUCCUGCUCAUGAAGCCAGAUGUGCCAACCUUUGCCCUGCGAUCCCUUGCAACCUGCACAUUACAGGCCCUCACAGUUGAGGACUCUGCUCUCUGAAGGCAAUGGUGGGCAAAGGUUUGUUACUAAACUCAGCAACCAACUGCUUUGUAUUGCUCUCAUCAGCCACCAGAAUGGAAGAGAUGAGAUGAAGUCCUUAAUGACUCUGUGUGCAAGAUGUGUUUAUCCUGCACAGAGCACAGCCUAAAUGUGUGGAGUAACUUUCACAACAUUAGAAUUCUAUUCACCCUUAAGAGGGAGACAAGUUAGUUACAAGUCUGGGCCUUGCAUCUCUCCUCCAUUUUUCUAAAGUUCAUAAUUAUGCAUUUACAACUGUUGUAUAGACAUGUACGCAUUAAAAGAAUGCACAUGGAUUAAAAUACCACUCACAACAUGGGAGAUUUGGGGAUUGAUCUUUACUAAACCUGUAUCAGGAGCAGACUAGCUCUCUGAAACUCUUACUGCCUAUUACAGGAGAAACCAGCUGAUUCCUAAUGAACCUAAAACACAGGUGUGUGCCUAUCACCUUAUGAAUAGAUAAGCAUAUUGAGGCUCUGAGGAUUAUCUGGAAAGGAAUUCUAUUGGAGCAUUGCAUCACACUAAAUACCUGGGAGUUACUCUGGACUGUUCUCUGACGUACAAGAAGCACUGCCUGAUUAUCAAGCAAAAAGUGGGUGCUAGAAAUAAUAUCAGACGAAAGCUGACUGGCGCAACCUGGGGAUCACAACCAGACACAGUGAAGACACCUGCCCUUGCGCUUUGCUGAGUACACAUACCCAGUGUAGAAUACAUCCAACCACAUUAAAACAGUGGAUGUAGCUCUUAAUGAGGCAUGCUGCAUUAUCACAGGUCUACACCCUUCGCUGCUGGAGAAAUUAUACUUUUUAGCCAGUAUUGCACCACCUGACAUCAGUCGGGAAGUAGCAGCCAAUAAUGAAAGGACCAAGGCAGUGACAUCACCAGCCCAUCCCAUGUUUGGAUAUCAGCCAGCAUGCCAACUCUUUAAAUCAAGCAACAAUUUCCUCAGACCUACAGAGACACUUGCAGGAACACCCCAGCAAGUGAGAGUCCCAAAGUGGUAGGCUAAAAGCCAGAACAUCAAUCCAUGGCUGAUACCAAACGAGAGACUCUCUCUUGGGCACACAGAAGACUAGGCAACUUGGAAGGUGCUGAACAGACUGAGCUCUGGCACCACGAGAUGCAAAGCCAACCUUAAGAAAUGGGGCCACAAAGUAGAGUCCACAACAUGCAAGUGUGGAGAAGAACAAACCACAGAUCACCUGUUACAAUGCAGUUUGAGCCCUGCCACAUUCACAAAAGAGAGCCUUCUUACAGUGACACCAGAGGCACUCCAAGUGGCCAGCUUCUAGUCAAAAGACAUUUAGUAUAAUGCCAAGUUUUAAACUUUGUGUUUUUAAAUACAACUGUGCCCUCGGCUUGCUUCUGCCACAACAAAAAAGUAGACUUCAUUUCAAUGUAACUCAGCAAAACUGCCUUGUGUUGGAUGAUGGUGGCUGUAACUGAAAAUAUCUUUACUACAUUUCAUUACCAACUCUUUCCAGCAUUGCACAUUCGCUUCCAUGUAUUUAUUCCAUAUACUUUCUUACUCCCUGAUUGUCAUAGCUAGUUUCUCCCAUUUCAUUGGGAAUCUCUUCCAUCCUCUUCAGUAUCAAGGUAUCUUGUUGUCUUCAUGCUCUUUCCAAACAAGUAAGCUGCCUCACUUGCAUUCAUAUGCUACAGAUUGUAAAACCAAGCUGGUAUGUCUAAUUCAGGCCCUGCUUGGGUUAUUAAACAAGUCAAAAUACCUCAAUUAUUUUACAGCUACAGUAUUUUAUAAAGCUGUUGCAAGCAUUAGCAAAAUAAAUACAAAACACUAAAUAGUGUAAAAUACUCUACAUAAAUACCAAA